CAAUUUAUAUGUUCUUAAUGCUUUCAUUCCACGAUCACAAAAGUCACCUAGUUGAAAUUCAAAUCAUUCAUUAUCAGUUAAGAUAAAAGCAUCACAAUGAGGCUGAUUUGGGUGUGGAUGGUGAUUCUGGUUGUCCCACAGGUAUCAACCAUUUUCUGGAGCCGGAGACGUAGACGAAGUCCAUCCCCACGAAACUGUGAACCUGGGCCUUGGCGUAGAUGGAGCUCGUGUACCCACAGGUGUGGCAAUGCUGGCAUGCAGACUCGUACAAGGGGCAAAGAUGUGACUGAAUGUUGCGGGGGAAGCUGUCAUGAAACGUUCAGCGAAAGCCAACCAUGCAACAGGAACGCGUGUCGUAAUGGGGGAAAACCAGUUUACGGUCGGUGCGAGUGUAAGAGGGGGUGGAAAGGGACAUGCUGUGAGACAUAUGACCACCUUUGCCAACCAAAUCCAUGUCAGCACGAUUGUGACCAGUGCAGAGACGAUAGUUGCGUAGGCGAUUAUACAUGUAGCUGUUAUUCAUGUUACACAAAAGUUGGCACUAGAUGUGAGCUACGACAGUGCCGUAUUGGAAGUAGAUGCUACAGCUACGGUAGGGUAAACCCCUCGAAUCCGUGUCAGGAUUGCCAAAGCAGCCAGAAGACCCGUUGGACAAACAACAAUGCACUAUCGUGUAGUGAUGGCAACUUGUGUACGAAAAAUGAUCGCUGCGUGAACGGCGUGUGUGUAGGAACUCCAUUCACGUGCAGAUCAUGUGAAAGCUGUGAUGGAACUGGAUGUGUGAUUAAUCCGGGUUACUGUGUGAUUGAUGGAAUAUGUUACACAAAUGGGAAUCUUCGCCCUGGGAACCCAUGUCAGCAAUGCAACGAUAACUACCAAACGAAAUGGUCAGAAGCAGACAGCACCUGCAGCGAUAACAACGAGAAGACGAGGGAUGAUAGCUGUGUGAAGGGAGUAUGCAAAGGCGAACCGUAUUCGUGUCUUCCAUGCGAAGAUCACCACAACGACGUGUGCAGAUUAAAGUCUGGGAACUGUUCCAUUAAGUUGAACGAUGAUGUAUACGCGUGCUAUCGUGCCAAUACGACGAAACCUGGAAACUUAUGUCAGUGGUGUAACCCGGAUAUAACGACGUCGGCAUGGACUAAAAGAAACGGUACGACCUGCGACGACGGAGAGAUGUGCACAAGAUCCGACAAAUGUCGAAAUGGUCAAUGUGGAGGAAUCAGUUUUCAAUGCACCUCACCAUGUCAAUACUGCGACGGAAAUGGUUGCAGUUUACACCCAGGAUUUGGAUAUGUGGCAGGAAAUUGUACUUGUAAAAUAGCAGGUAAAGACUACAGUCAUCAACAAAUAAACCCAAACAAUGAGUGCCAAUGGUGUGAUUUGUACCACAAUGCUUCCAAAAGACGCUCUGUGUGGACUAACAUACCUUCGAUCUCUUGUAACGAUAACAACGCGUGUACCAAAAACGAUUUUUGUUACAACGGCAGGUGUGUAGGGGAUUCAUACAGUUGUAACUCAUCAUACCCACAAUCCAGCUGUAUACAGCGUUCUGAGUGUAUGGGUAACGGCUCAUGUAAGGAUAUAAUGAGAAACAAAGGAACAAUAUGCGACUCAGCUGAGGAUAAAUGUGAUCAACCUGAAAGGUAA
This is a messenger RNA of Dendronephthya gigantea, 1650 nucleotides long. RefSeq names its product neurogenic locus notch homolog protein 1-like. NCBI's taxonomy places the organism in Eukaryota, Metazoa, Cnidaria, Anthozoa, Malacalcyonacea, Nephtheidae. Bases 97 to 1650 code for a protein of 517 amino acids. The transcript is spliced from 6 exons. The record is from RefSeq and is a predicted model, not a curated record.